AUUGUUUGGGGCUUAAUGUGAAUAUUCUGAAAAUUGAGGGACUUAAAAAGAGGGAAAAGAUUUGGAUAAGGAUCAAUUACUUUUUUUUCCUUCUUUCUUCUUCCUCACCCGCGCGUCUGCUUUUCUUUUCUUCUCCCUGCACCGAACAACAAAGCCCAGCUACCGGUGACAUUUUCCCCUGAGAACCGAAUUUCCAGAUCUGCUCUGCUCCUCCUCCUCACCGCCGGCUGCUCCUGCUUUGUGGGGGCGAAUUGCUCGGUUUUUUGAUUGCGUGAAUUCCCCCUGCACUUGCCGCCGGCUUCUUCCCCCAAACUGCAGUCCGGUUGUGCUAGGAAAAUUCUGGUUCCUGAUCGUUCUGUCAGUUUAGCACUGGGAUCGAGUCUUCGGUUUUAUGUGAGUGAGGUAAGUAAAUUUAUGGUAAUGCCCGUACAGUUUUAAAAAAACAUGUUUUAACUUGUUUUUGAAAUGAUGGCGGGACUAAACCUGUUUUACACGAGUAUGAUUGAUUUGAACUGAAAAUUUUUAUGCUUUUCAUUAAAUUGAGCAUGCCUACUUGAAAUUUAAUUGAUUGUCCUGAUGAUCUGAAAGUGAUUGAUGAAUUAUGAUUUUUCUGUUAACUUCUGCCUGUUUUGUCUGCGAUAUGGUCAUGUUAUUCGUGUGCCUGCUAGUGGGAGGUUUAUAAACGCUAGCACAUGUCGACAUGUUACUGAUAGAACCGGUUCGUUUCUGUUAUCCUACUAGUGGAAUUAUACACUAGUAAAUCGUGUGCCUGUCAGUGGGAGGUUUAUAACAAUGGCCAUGACCUAUAGAAGAGACGUCUAUUUCGUUCUCGUACUGUAUCCAUUUUUCUGAUUAUACUUGUUGGCAUGCUAUAAGUUCAAUUGAGGGCACUCCAUAUUUUGCUUACUGAGUUUAUCUCAUAGUUUUUUUCUUGUCCACCAUUUUAGGAAGUGAAACCGAGGACGGGGAAACCACGGGAAGCGACGAGUUAGAAGGCUAGCCAUUUCGAGAUUGAUAUAGAUUUUAGAUAUAGAUCAUGAUCUUGUAAACAAGAUUUUAAUUGGAGAUUUAUAAAUUCAUUUAAUGGAUUGUUAGUUACAAGAGAUUUGACCGAGAUUUUGAGUUUAAGUCAUGUUGGAUAUAGAAUUAAUUUGAAAUAUAUUAUUUAAGUUAUC
Rubroshorea leprosula is the source of this 1175-nucleotide messenger RNA. The record is from the annotation of a GenBank genome assembly. Lineage: Eukaryota; Viridiplantae; Streptophyta; Magnoliopsida; Malvales; Dipterocarpaceae.